GGCGGUAUAAAUAUUUCCCUGCUGUAGUUCCUGCAGUAGCAGGGGAAGCGAAGCAGCAGCGUCGUAAACAUGGCUGACGGUGGAGUGACAGAUGGACCUGACAAGAACGAUGACGUUGAACGAGCAAAGUGCGAAGGCAAAGAGAUGACCAAGGAGGAGAAGCAGCGGCUGAGAAAAGAAAAGAAACAGCAGAAGAAAAGCAAAGAGAAAAAAGAUGACGCGGCUUCACAGGAAAGCGAGAAAGGAAAAAAGUCGGACGGUAAAUCUUCUCCAGCGUCGCAGCCUUUACCAAAACCCACGACACAGAAAGCUCCUUCAGCAGUGCCUGCCCCUGCACCGGUUCCCAUGCCUGCCUCAGAAGCUCCUGCCCCGGCAGACAAGCCCGCUAAGAGCAAAGCUGAGCUGAAAGCUGAGAGGCGAGCCCGGCAAGAGGCCGACAGGGCGUCCAAACAGGGAUCCAAGAAGGGAGAGGUGGGUCCGCAGGCUUCGGCAGGCAAACCCAAAGCUCCACCCAGUGAGCUGCAGCCAGUGGUGAAGAGGCUCCCAGAACAUAUGCAAGUGGACAACCCAGAUGUUUUGAAGAAACUGGCCAAGAAGUUAGAGAGACAACAGAUCCCACUGCGAUUAGACUACGGCUACAAAGUCAGUCUGUUUUCUCACCUUCACCAGUACAGUCGCAAAGCCCCUCUAACACAGCAACUCAGCAUUCCUUCCACGGUGAUUCAUCCUGCUAUUGUACGACUGGGCCUCCAGUAUUCACAGGGAAUUGUGGCAGGAUCCAACGCUCGCUCGGUCGCCCUGCUGCAUGCCUUCAAACAGGUAAUAAGUGACUAUACUACGCCUCCAAAUGAGGAGCUCUCUAGAGACUUGGUCAACAAGCUCAAACCUUAUAUCAGUUUUCUAAAUCAGUGUCGCCCUCUGUCAGCCAGUAUGGGUAACGCAAUCAAAUACAUCAAGAAGGAGAUCUCCAAUAUUCCUAGUCAAUGCAAAGAAGAAGAGGCAAAGAGAAAACUGCUGAACUGUAUCGAGUGCUACAUUAAUGAGAAGAUCAUUCUUGCUGCUAAAGCUAUUGCCAAGUAUUCCAUAGAGAAGAUCAGUGAUGGAGACGUCAUUCUCGUUUAUGGAUGCUCGUCACUGGUCAACCACAUCCUGUGUGAGGCCUUCGAGAAAGCGAUCAAGUUCCACGUGAUCGUAGUGGACAGCAGGCCUCGGCUGGAGGGCAGGGAGGCCCUGAGGCGCCUGGUGCAGAGGGGCAUCAGCUGCACCUACGUCCUUAUCUCGGCUGUCUCUUACAUCCUCCCAGAGGUGUCGAAGGUGUUCCUCGGUGCCCACGCUCUGCUGGCCAACGGCUACGUCAUGUCUCGCGUGGGGACAUCCCAGAUAGCGCUGGUGGCCAAAGCCUUUAAUGUGCCUGUGCUGGUGUGUUGCGAGACCUACAAGUUUUGUGACAGGGUGCAGACGGAUUCCUUCGUCUCCAAUGAACUUGAUGACCCCGAUGACCUCAUUGUGACCCGUAAAGGAAAGACUCAGCUGGAGGACUGGCAGCAGGUGGACUCCCUCGGCCUGCUCAACCUGGUGUACGACGUGACGCCGCCUGAUUUCGUGGACCUGGUCAUCACGGAUCUGGGAAUGAUCCCGUGCACCUCGGUCCCCGUGGUGCUGCGGGUCAAAAACGUGGACCAGUGAUCGACCUCCGCCUCAGCGGUCGGAGCCAAGAGGCUGCGUCUGCAGUGUGUCGAUGGGGGAAGUUGUGUGCAUGAACGCCUGCACACAACACAUGUUGUGCUUUUACCAUGCAAUAAAUAUAUAUCUGAAAUGGCAUAAGCUUUUUAAA
This is a messenger RNA of Scophthalmus maximus (turbot), 1834 nucleotides long. It is a transcript of the gene eif2b4, whose product is annotated as eukaryotic translation initiation factor 2B, subunit 4 delta. The coding region runs from base 70 to 1686 and encodes 538 amino acids. The record is from RefSeq and is a predicted model, not a curated record. The transcript has 13 exons. NCBI's taxonomy places the organism in Eukaryota, Metazoa, Chordata, Actinopteri, Pleuronectiformes, Scophthalmidae.